GAGGGGGCUGUUAAACAUGGCGGAUAUAGACAGCCUUUCCCAAACAUGAAAGUCUGCUCAUUCUGUUGGGUUAGGAGGUUGGUCCCUGAAAGGGCUGAGGCAUAGAGGCCAGAUCUUCCAGCUCCCCUAGUUGGCCCUUCCGGGAGCCGCCUGGUCUCUAGUGCAGGAAGGGGAAGGGGCCAAAGUGUUGGGGGAAGGCGUGGCAGGAAGGGGGGAACUGUGGUCAGGGAGCUGUUCGUGGGCACAGCUGCGCAGUUCAGUCAGAGUGUCUGAUCGCCAGUUCCCAGCCCUGAAGCCCUGCCCAAGAUGAUUCCAGCCGUGGUCUUGCUCUUGCUCCUUUUGGUCGAACAAGCAGCUGCCCUACGAGAGCCCCAGCUCUGCUAUAUCCUGGACGCCAUCCUGUUUUUGUAUGGUAUUGUCCUUACCCUUCUCUACUGUCGACUCAAGAUCCAGGUCAGAAAGGCAGCAAUAGCCAGCUAUGAGAAAUCAGAUGCUGUUUACACGGGCCUGAGUACCCGGAACCAAGAGACAUACGAGACUCUGAAGCAUGAGAAACCACCCCAGUAGCUUUAGAGCAUAUGUCCUUGGCUGCAUUCUUUUUCUGCUUCUGGUUCUCUCUUAGCCCUCACAGCUGACAUCACGAUGCUACCUCUGUGCUUUUGAUGCUAGCUGACUUACUCCUAUGAUGCCAGGCUCUAAGUUAAUGUCCGCCUGCAGUCACUCGUUUCCGUUAAAGACUUACUCACAGAUGGUUGUUCCCUUACAUACUCUGUUGCUUCAGUUCUCUUUCCUCCCCUGAUCCCCAGCUCCUGCUAAACAAUGGAAAGGGAUUACCUUCCAAUAAAGCCAGUACAGAUGUGA
This is a messenger RNA of Arvicola amphibius (Eurasian water vole), 861 nucleotides long. RefSeq names its product Fc fragment of IgE receptor Ig (gene Fcer1g). Gene Ontology annotation, molecular function: IgG binding; IgE receptor activity. Gene Ontology annotation, biological process: neutrophil activation involved in immune response; defense response to bacterium; Fc receptor mediated stimulatory signaling pathway. Lineage: Eukaryota; Metazoa; Chordata; Mammalia; Rodentia; Cricetidae. Bases 307 to 567 code for a protein of 86 amino acids. Gene Ontology annotation, cellular component: Fc-epsilon receptor I complex; external side of plasma membrane; membrane. The record is from RefSeq and is a predicted model, not a curated record. The transcript has 5 exons.